Molecule: messenger RNA, 14204 nt
Organism: Paramuricea clavata
Lineage: Eukaryota; Metazoa; Cnidaria; Anthozoa; Malacalcyonacea; Plexauridae
Source: the annotation of a GenBank genome assembly
AUGGCUUUUUGCCCGACGGAAGAGAAAAUAUAUGGCUACGAAGACUCUCGGUUUGAGAAAGAUGUCGACGAAAAUUUUCACUGUUCUAUUUGUCGCAAUGUUCUCAAAGACCCAAGGAUGUGCAGAAAUAACGAACACAUCUUUUGUCUUGCCUGUAUCAGUGAACACCUACGUGUGAACUCUCAAACUUGUCCUGAAUGCAGCGAGCAUUUGAGCGUAGAUACGCUUCGUAGAGCACGUUUAGCGAGUAAUUAUUUGUCUAAGCUCAAGAUAAAUUGUGAUCAUGUCAGUCGAGGAUGUGCUGAGUUGACCUGUCUUGAAAAUCUCGAAACUCAUGUGGCAAGUUGUGACUAUGCUCCUGUGUUGUGUUCAAAUCCAGAGUGUGGUAUGGUCAUCAACAAACGAGAAAGAGUUUAUCAUGAGACUGAAAUUUCUCAGUACCGGAAAGUGAAGUGUCAUGACUGUGGACAGAUACAGGAAGAUCUGGGAACAGUGAAAAGAAGUUUAAAGGAACUGAAUGGGAAAGUGGAAGCAGCACAUAAAGAGAUGAAGAAAACUGUGGGAACAUUGGAAGCAAGUUUAAAGGAAUUGGAUGGGAAAGUGGAAGCAGUGAAGAACAGCCAAGGUCAAACAAGGCAAGACCAACGGGAAAUUAAGAAAGAAGUAAGAGAUGUAAAAGAAAAUAUUUCAAAAGUGAACAAGCACGUGGACAAAGUCCAAGUGAUUACGAGUAAAGUGUUAGAGAAGUUAAAUAUGCUUGAACAGCUUAACAAACUGCCAUCUCCGACUGAGGGAAUGUUGAAGACACCAAGAGAAGACAUUUUGAUUGCAGGUGGUCGAGCACUUUCGAAUAACAGUACUGAAAUAUAUUCCUGGGAGAAGAAUGGUUGGUUUGAGGUGUCAACAAUGAAUAAAGGACAUUGUGGAGCUUCAUCAUUUAUUUAUAAUUAUCGGUUAUUUGUUGUUGGGGGAGCGGGUACUAAGACAAUAGAGACAUUGGAUCUCAAUGAAUUGCUUUUGAAAUGGAUGAAAUAUCCUGGAAAACUUCCUUAUCGGGGUGAUGAUCAUCAAACCGUUGCUUACCAACAGCGUAUCAUUCACAUUGGUGGAUAUAAUUAUGAUCCAAGAUGGUCUGACAUGAUCAGUGAAUUGCAACUUACCUCACCUGUCAGUAUGAAAAAGUUGUGUCAAAUGCCUGAUUCACGAUCUCGUCAUGGUGCUGAGACGUUUGAAGAUAAAGUCAUGAUUUUGGGAGGGGAAGAUCGUAACAGUCGUCCUUUAAAUAGUGUGUUGGAGUUUGAUGUAAAGAAGAAUGAAUGUAAGGAGAUGCCACCAUUACCACAUCCCGUGACGAGAAUGGCAACUGUUCGCUGGAGAGAUCAAGUAGUUGUGCUUGGAGGACGUGGUAAGCAUCGUCAAGCUCUGAAUGAUGUUUUCAUGUAUGACUGCAAGACGAGCAAGAUCACAGCUUUACCAUCCAUGUUGGAGAAGAGAUUUGGAUGUUGUGCAGUUAUUACUGGAAAUACCAUUGUAGUGAUGGGAGGUCAGAAUGAGAGAGAUCUCAAUUCAGUGCAAUGUUUUACAAUAGGAGGUUCUACAUGGGAGUAUCUGCCUGCCAUGAAUAAAGCCAGGUACGGAGCAAUUGCUGAAGUUUUAUCUCCCACAAGAAAAUAUGUGUAAGUUUGACACUUAGACAUACUGUUAAAUGUUUAUUCAAAAUAAAUAAUGCUUAAGAUUGUCUGAGAAGUCUUAGAACAGGACAAAUCUCUGGUUUUAACCACCUAUAAGAGGGAAUUCUUGACUAAGGUAAUGUUAUACAGAGUGUCUCAACAAAAGGUAAUCUCUGUUUGGCAUGGUAUUGUGUGUUAGGUAUUAGUUAUGUAGAUAUUUUUUCUACACCAAUAAAAAAAUCAGGCCAUUAGUUGUAGACGAUCGGCCUACAGGUCAAGGGCCACCUAAAGCAAAUCUCUGUUUGGCAUGUUAUUGUGUAUUAAGUAUUGGGUUAUAGAUACUUUUUCUUUACCAAUCAAGAUCAGGCCAAAUUAGUUGUCAAAUCAUACUUUUUUGUGCCUUUGCGAUCAAACAUGACCAAAUAUGAUCAGAUUUAAACCCGUUGAAUGCCAUUGCCCUCCCCUUGACAAGUAAAAUCAUCUGGCAAUAGGCAGAGUAAAUUAAUAAAGUAUAGACACGUUGCAACUUUAAUCGGUUAACUAGAUGCAUAUAGGUUCUGAUUUACCUUGGGCACAGCAAUUAAAAUUAAAUAGUGUGCAUUAGGCACAAUGCAACUUAAUGGGUUAAAUGCAGACUGGUCGAAAUAACAUUUUCCCACCAAUCAGAAUUGCCUGUAAAACUAUAUUCUUUAUAUAAAGAAUACUAAUAAGGCAGUAUCUAUUGUAGUCGUGUCCUCAUUAGUAUUCUUUAUAUAAAUAAUAAUUAUAAGGCAGUAUAUCUAUUGAAUUUGUAGUCGUGUUUGAAGCCGUUUAAUAAACUCGCAGGUCGUAUUUUAUUAGGUCUAAAGUCACUCGCGCUGCGCGCUCGUGUCUUUAUACCUGAUAAAAAACUCCUGCUCGGUUAUUAAACAGUACAGAAUUUAAGUUCUUUGUAUGUUUGCAUGGCGAUAAAACAUAUAUAAUAGUUUUGUGGAGUAAUAAAAGUUAGUUUAGUUUUUUUUGCAGUAAUAAAUUUAUGUGGUGUUUCCACAAACAAAACUAUUAUAGUACAUAAUUUGUUGCAGUAUUUUAUACACAGUUGGCGUUUACCCUCUUCCACUACAUGUUAGCGCAUGCGCCUUUAUGAGCGGAUAUUUACGAUAUUUUUACGAGUCAAAAUUGCCGUUUAUAAACCGCAUUGGGGUCCAGCUAUUUUGCGGGCCGCGGGCUGCGGGUCAGUUUUUGCGGGCUGCGGGUCAAAACAAUUGCGGGCCGCGGGCCAAAUUGCUGGCCUAACUAAUUUUUUGUUGCAUGCCAUAAAUGGCAUGCAACUUUCAUUAGUGAGCGUACCGGUCACGUGGCAAAUUCGUAAAAUACGACAAAUACCGAGUUUUUCCGACGAGCAUUUCAUCACUCAUGCUCGAGGAAAGGCAAAGAAAAAUGUUUGAGUGUUCGCGGAAAAUUUACAUAAUUGAGCGCCUUUAAAAAUAGAUCAAGGUAGAUAAAGCUUUGCUGGUUUUAAUUUUCCUUAUAUUCUGUUAUUUGUUGUGAUUCUGGAGCAGUUGUGCUCGCAAUAAAAUAUUAAUCAUAAAAUGAAUGAUUAUUUAUCAGUCGUUUUUAGUGUGAAGUUUCACUUCACACUAUUGUGAUGGCUGGCGAAUUCACACGAAUCAGUCAGUCAGUCAAACAGUCAGUCAGUCAGUCAGUCAUAGAGUAAACUUUCCGGGGGGUGUAUACGAUUUAUGUUCGUAGUGAUUUAUUGUACUUAGUCAGUACUUUGAAGGUUAUUGAGGCAAUUUCAGUUAACUUAUUUACAUAUUCUGUUAUCUUUUUGCCAAGUUCACAAAAAUUUCGAGGAAUCGCUUUCGUUAUUGUAAUUUUUUGUAAAUUUUAGAACAUUCGCUUCUCAUGUUGUGUAAAGGAUCUUUACCCCGGAACACCCGAUUUUUUCUUUAGUAGCGCAAAUGCGCAUGCGCUAUCAAGCCGUAGAUCACGAUGGCGUGACGAUAUGCUAGGAAGGGGUGACAGUGUUGUUUUCAGAUGUAUAAAGACUUCAGACGUGAAUAUUGUCUAAAUCUUUGAAAAUCUACGCAAUAUAUAAAUUGAUUUUAUGCAUUACGGGCGUUCAAUUAAGUGCCGAUAAUAUUUAGACGGUAUGUUCAUUAUACAGAGCUAUGAAGGAGCUAGACCGCCUAGACAGUGCAGUCAAGUGUGUAAACAUUUCAGACGUAAAUAUUGAGUUGAAUAUCUUGAUUCUUAGGCAUUCAUUUGAGUGCCGAUAUUAUUUUCACGGUAUUCUCAUUAUACAGAGGUACAGUACGUAGGCAGAAGCGAGACAGUGUUGUUUUCAAGUAUAUAAAGAUUUCAGACGUGAAUAUUGAGCACAUCUUUGAAAAUCUACACAAUAUAUAAAUUGAUCUUAUGCAUUACGGGCGUUCAAUUUAAUAAGUGCCGAUAAUAUUUCGACGGUAUAUUUGUUAUACAGAGCUAGGAAGGAGCUAGACUGCCGCCUAGACAGUGCAGUUAAGUGUAUAAACAUUUCAGACGUAAAUAUUGAGUCGAAAAUCUUGCUUCUAGGCAUUCAAUUGAGUGCCGAUAUUAUUUUUUCACGGCAUACUCAUUAUACAGAGGUCAUUGUCUGUAGUACGUGCAGGCAGAAGCGAGACUGCCGAGACAGUGUUGUUUUCAAGUAUAUAAACAUUUCAGACAUGAAUAUUGAGAAAAUCUUUGAGAUUCUACGGAAUAAUAGUAAUACAAUAUAUAUAUUAAAAAUUGAUGUUAUGCAUUACCGUCGAUAUUAUUUAGACCGUGUAUUCAUUAUACAUUCUCAUUGACUGUAUAAGGUGCUACAUCACAGAAUAGAUGGCUAUACUCAGUACAAAGAGCGAAAAAUUGCAUCAGAUUUGUAUCAGAUCAAUAUUAAAGGCAUAAAUUCAACACAUGCGAAAAGCUGAAAAUAGACACGCGUCACACUGGGAAAAGUCAAAGGUCAAUGAAACUUGUUAUUGUGAAACAUGUCACAAUUAAGUUAAAAUGCGGAAGCGGAUAGAGCGGAUCCACGGAACGGAUAUGCGGAUAAAAUACGGAACGGAUGAGGAUAAAAUGCGUCUCUUAAUGAUGUAACGACGUAGUGCUUAUUAUUCAUAACAUAUCUUAUCCAACUAUUUCAAUUAUAGUUUAUUAGAUAAAUUUAGCAUAGCAGUAGUCUCGUGGGGAUGCUUUCAGCGACAGCUGCAAAUGCAAAUGAAAAUUUAGAAUAAGCAAAAUUUGGUUGUUGGUGACACAAUAAAUAGAUGAAUUGCAUCAGUUUCACAAGGCACGUUUCUGAUGUGUUAGGCUUGUUUCAAACGUCACCCUACUCGUGUGCCGAGCGUAUUAAAAGCAAUAAAUAAUGAGAUGAAAUGCCUUUGGUAACUGUUUAUUUCGUAGUGUAAGCCAUCAAGCUUUUCUAGGUUGUCGGCGACCCUAUAUAGUUCUCGCAGUGUCUUUUUAAAUUUGAAACUUCACACUAUCCUUGGAUCCCUAGUUUAAAAUAAGUUAUGGUUAGGUUAGGGUUUAGGUUAGGGUUAGAGUGAGGGUUAGUAUUAGGGUCAGUGUUUAGUUUUGCGUUAGGAUAGUUUUUUCUACGUUAUAAAAAUGGAAACGUUAUUUUGAAGUAUACUAUCUAGCGAUCACCCCACCUUAAUAGGGCCCCGACUUGAGAGCGAGAGGCUAAAAUUGAAUAGGUUCUUCAAAUUGGUAAGAGCAUUUCCGAAAUUGAAGGCCCCUUACAGUACCUCCACAUGCAGUCUAGCUAAGGUCUAGUUGGGUCUAGCUUAAAAAUAAUGCUGUCAUGCGGUCCCCAGGGAAGAAUUGCCCCCGGCCCCGCGAAUUCUCUCUGCGGUCCUGCUUGACAUACUUUUAGGUGACAAUUCUGAAAACAGUGUUUCUUUCCAUUUUAUAGAAGCAAUCUCACUCUAGCUGAUUAUAAUCUAGGUGAGUCCCGCCAAGAUUACCAACAAUUAUUGUAAUCGAAAAGCAUUGAUUGCAUUAUGAUCAACUUGAAUAACAUUGUUUUUGUAGGAAAUCAUCGUUUAGAAUUGACAACCUUCUUUCAUCCAACGUAUUGUACUGUUUGUAAAAAUUUACUCUGGUUAGUAGUUAAAUAUUUGUACACGUUAGACUAAAUCAAUGAAGAAUGAACUACGUAUUUAUUUAUUUAUUUAUUUAUUGUGCUUUGCCAAUUUCACACAAUCUGUACAAAUACAAAUACAAACACAAGAAUAUACAACCUAUCAAUCAUGGCAGAGUAUAUGCUACAGCUUACGCCAAUUACAGCAGCCCUUAUAAACGAACAUGACACAUUCUUCAUUGGAUCUUUAGUAAUAUAAAAAGGCCAGUUUGCACCCAGGAAAACCCUAAUGCUGUAUUUAUACACAUACUGUAUACACACAUGCAUCAAGAUGAACUACGCGCAUAGUUUGUCUUCACGGAUGAACCAUGAUUUGCCAUGAUUAUUCACGAACGAAUUAACAGACGAACCAUCUUCUCUCUGCCCAAGUUCGCUCAUCUGCCAUUAGUGUUAAUGACGCCGUGCAAUAAUGACUUUGGUUUGUUCUUUUGUCUCAGGGGUUUGAUCAACCAAGGGUAUACAUGCAAAGGUAUUUUUUAAGAUGGUCUAAAUUGUUUAUAUUCCAGUCAGCAAAUACAUGAUAUACUACACUGUACAUUAAUUAAUAUUUUCUCUCCAGCAUGUAAUCACGUGUGUCACAAAGACUGUAUAGAGAGAUCUCCCGUAUGUAAAUCAUCAAAGACUGCAAGUGGAAAGAGAAAUACAAUGGUGAAACAGACGUCAGAACCCGUACCUCCCAACAGCCCGCCAUUACCGCCAAGAUUAAGAAAUAAAUCUGAACCUGUUAUCCCUUCUUGUAAGUUUAAGCUAACUAUAUUUUUUCUGGAUAGCCCUACCAGUUCUAUAAAUUUUUCAUCUUGGGGUUCCAGUAAGGAUCAUCUCUUAAUGAUCCAGUGUUACUACAGGAGGAAACCUAGACUAAACUAACUUUAUUUAUACUGAAUAGCUCUAUCAGUUCUAAACUGUUCUUCCUAGAGGUCCAGUAAGGAACAUCUCUUCUUGAUCCAGUGUUACUACAGGAGGAAACCUAAACUAAACUAACUUUAUUUAUACUGGAUAGCUCUGUACUGUUCUUUCUAGAAGUCCAGUAAAGACCGUAUAUAAUUGAGCCAGGGCCAUCCUGUAUUUAACCGUAAAUUAGGGUAAUAUAGAGAAAUAAACUUGUAUUUGUUGUCUAUACAGGGACUCCGUCUGCUGUAGUGGCGAUAACCAGGUAUAAACAAUUUUAAAUUUAAUUGAACACUGCGACUCUCUGGUAGCAAGAAGCACUUUGCUUAAAACUGUUUGUAGUCAUUGAUGACUUUGUUUCUCUAGGUUUCAUGGCUGGGCUCCAGGCAAGAAAGACAGAUUGACGUUUGAAGCAGGAGAAGAGAUUGAUGUUAUCACAAGCAGUGACCCGGAGUGGUGGGAGGGGAAAUCAAGGAAAUCAGGAAAACAAGGAUACUUUCCAAGGAAUCAUGUAGAAAUUCUCGAUGAUCGUAACAGAAAAGGAUUACAGGUACUUCUUCAUUUCCAAUGUGGGCAUGAACCAUUUAUCUCUGUGACUGAGGUGCCAUUCCUGUAAUAUGCAGUUGUCUCAUUAUGAAUAUUUAUAAUGUGAGAAGAGUGCUUCCAGUCUGACUCUGUCACUCCUGCAGUAACACUGAAACUAAUAGGGAAUUACUCUUCUUCGACCUCUGGCGAGAACAGUUUAGAAAUGAUAGAGCUAUCCAGUAUAAAUAAAGUUAGUUUAGUUUAGGUUUCCUCCUGUAGUAACACUGUAUCAAUAAGAGAUGAUCUUUACUGGACCUCUAGGAAGAACAGUUUAGAACUGACAGAGCUAUCCAGUAUAAGUAAAGUUAGUUUAGUUUAGGUUUCCUCCUGUAGUAACACUGGAUCAAUAAGAGAUGAUCCUUACUGGUCCUCUAGGGAGAACAGUUCAAAACUGACAGAGCUAUCCAGUAUAAAUAAAGUUAGUUAAGUUGAGAUUAAAGUGAUAAAUAAUGCUAAAUUAUUUCAGGAUUCCGAAGUGUUCUUUAUACGUAAUCAGAAACGUCACACUAUCUCGCUGUCCAGUAUUAGUGAUACCGAAGGCUCGCAUGAGCCUUCAACACAGGACAGUCAGUUAAUCAGCGGUCAUCAUAAAAUUGUCGUAAGUUAUAAAAGUCCUAAAACAUACGGUAACUAAUUUAAAAUAAUUGAAAUCAAUAAAUUCAUAUAUCCUUAUAUACUUAAAAAGAUUAUAAUUGGUACUGCCGUAUUAAUAUUGGAGAUUUUGUUUAUGAUUGUGUAAUUAUCGAGUAAAACCUUGGAUAUCAAAGCUUUCAAUAAUUUAUAGCUUAAUUUAUGUUAAUUAAAUAUAUUGAUGCCUGCACCCUGCCUGCACCUCUAUUAUAUAUCAACAUAUUUAAUGAAAUGAUUUUAUAACUAAUAUAAAACCUGGUAUUUCCCAGUAAUUUGAAACAUUUUUAGUUUACAAUGUCGCGAAUGUUUUCUCAUAAUUUGCUUAAUAUAAUACCUAAAAUCAACUUCACACCGUAGUGAACUACGUAAAACUGGAUUUAAAAUUUAAACACAUGACACAUGAAAUGAAAGACGAGAGUUUUAUUGCAAGGUUUCUCGUGAUAAUAAAGGCUUGGUUUUAGUUACUUUUUAUGACAGAGCUAUCCUCAGAGGAGGUUGUCCUCGGAGGUUAUAAAAAAUCGCUUUAAAUGCUUAUUGUCUUUUCUUUUUUAGAGAGAUUUAACGAAGUAUGAAAAAAGUUCUGAUCUUCCACCAACGUGAGUUUAUAAAGCUCUGGUCAGACGAGAGUUGAUGAGAGUUGACGGGCUAUUACCACGCGCAGCAAAAACUUUUGUGAAGUCGCAUCAAUAUUUGAAGUAGCUCAAAGUUUUGGUGACUGUUGAAUGAAAGAUGGUGGUGGCAAGCUGGGACUCUCAUCAACUCGUUGAACCAGGGUUAAUAAGUCCCAAGAAUAUUUCCCCAAGCGUACAGAAAAUGCUCUCUCCUCCCAUUUGCUUUCUAACUAUUCACACAUUAAUCUUUGAAAAUUAUCUUUAUAGAACUGAAGAAAAUGUUCCCAUUGAUGAAAUUGACCUGACGAAAUUCAAAUGGUUUGUAAAAAAUGUUUUUCUAAGAUUGUAAAAGACCUUGAUUCCUGCAUAUUUAGUUGUCUCAUUGUUAUUUCACCUCAGUCACAUGUGACCAGAGUGCUUCCAGUUUGACUCUAUCAAACACCACAGGUCUUGUCCAGGCACUUCUGACCCUUACAGACGUUACUGGACUUCUAGGAAGAACAGUUUAGAACCAGUGAACUCCAUGGAAUAAACUGAGCUCCCUGUUCAGAAUUGAAAGAGCUGUCUAAAUAAAGUCAGUGUAGUUAAGCUAACGCGAAUUAUGUAAAUAUCUCAUCAGGUACGUAUGCAAGAUGGGCAGGGACGAAGCGAAAGACCUUUUAGAAAAGACAAGUGAUGGAACGUUUCUUGUUCGAGAGAGUACGACUGUUCCUGGACAGUAUGCCUUGAGUUUAAAGUAAGAAAGUAUACGUUACUACAGUAAAUUACAAUCCCAAACUCAUUAAUAAUUCAUGAUAAAUCAGCCAUAUUGCUUUAUUUUGCUUACAUGAUAAUACUGGAUACCUGAUGAAGUACAUUGAGCCAGUCGUAUGACUGUGUCAAAAUGAAUUCAGUCCUAGGACUGGAUCAAAAUUAAUUCACCUCUCUUUAAGUAUUGAUUUAUUCGUAUGAGAUGUCAUUUCAAAUCCUCCAAUUCGGACUGGACUAUAGAUUUUGAGUCCUCGUAUUUUUAUCCAGUAUGAGUUUGAUGAGAUGCAGUGAUUUAUACGGAUGCAUUUAUUAUAAAUACGAGAUUUUUAUUCAUUAAAAGUCAGGCUGCGCUUACGUGGGCAAGUAUCUCAGCAGUGUGUGAGAAAUAAUGAACGAGAAUGAAAAAUACCAGAAAAAGUGGAAGCACUUCCUGUUGAAUGAUUUCAUGUCAAUAUUUUUAACAUAACGUCAAUGUCCGCUUUCCUUCUAGACAUAAAUACACCGUGAAACAUAUCAAGAUUGUGAUGUCAACAGGAAUGUUUUGUCUCACCGCCCUGAAACUCUUUCCUUCUGUCGCGGUAAGCUCAAUCUCGUCCCACACGCUACGGUACAAAGCCCCGAGGUUGCCUCAACUGGAGGUUGAUUCAGUUUUGCAUUUACCACAAUUUAAAUACAGCAAAUUCGUACUCUGAAGCGAUCCUUACAUUCCUAUAAUCUUAACCAUUAUCCUAAAGCCACUUUUCCACUUCAAGCAUACUGUACCGAAACGUAUCAAAAACGUUUUUAAAUUUCCAAAUUUAGUGAAUAUUGAUUGGUUAGUACUUCCGUAGUACGCCAAAAAGUUGACUUGCGACGAACUUUUCAUUUUGAUACGCGAAUACACCCGGAAGUACGCGGAUUUAUCAAUCUCUUUUCAAUCUACGCUAGGGAUGAGCCGAUAAGGAAAAUUGCCGAUUACUGAAGCCGAUUAUUUAUAAGCCGAUUAUUGUAACUAAUCGGCCGAUUAAUCGGUACCCACCGAUUAGUUUAAAAAGCAAGCGAAAAAUCACAAGAUGACCAACAAUGAAGUUGUAAAUGUGGUUUUAUUGUUUACAAUACACACUUUGUACAAUUAAAAACAGCUUCAGUCUCUCAUGUCAAUAGUCAAAGUUUAGUUUUGGCAGAUUAUGGUGUAAAAACAAGACACUGUCAGCUAUGCGGAGCUAGUCUUCUGCGUUUUUUUUAGUGGAAAUGUUCCCAGCUUCACUUCGCUUGAGACAAAAGACACAGGUUUUGCAACAAAAUGUGAAAAUCUAUUCGCUUGUAUUCAGUAUUUUAGCAUGUGAUUGGCAGCUGCAGAAAAAGUCUUAUGGCCGAUUAUCAGGCAAUAAUCGGCCGAUUACCGAUUAUUUAAAAAACGGCCGAUUAAUCGGCUUUGCCGAUUAUUUACCGAUUAAUCGCCUCAUCCCUAAUCUACGCAUGCUCACCAGUACGUUUCGGUACGGUACUGUACGCUUGAAGUGGAAAACCGGCUUAACUCUCACCUUAACCCUAGACCUUACACUUUUCCCAAUUCCCUAACUGCUCCUGGUUAAAUCUAAAUAAAUGUUUAAACAUUUGCACUCACAAUUUUCAUCUACAAAAUCCUCCUUCCUGUCCCCAACCUGUCUUUAAUCUUAACUUUAAUAUUCCUCGCUGUGAACUAACUUUGUUUCAUUGUUUAGACUCUGAUCGACUACUAUCGGAAUAAUACCCUAGGGGUCAGUUUUCCUGGGUUAGACACGUGCUUGACACGCGGAGUUAACGAAGCAAGACGUGAGUCGACAUCACAAAGUAAGGGGAGCCCUGGAAACUAGUUUGACUUUGACACAUUGAGUUCACUGAUCACACAGUGUUAGUACGAUUGACAUCACCACGUUACAAGCGAAAGUUUACACCAGAGGUUUCUCAACUCUCAUGUCGUGUUCAUAUAUCUAUAUAUCAUUACAGCAAACCCCUCAGUAUUGAGGAUUAUUAGCUGGGGUCAGCAGACAUGUUGCUAACCCAAAGAAAAAGUUAAUAAUAAUAAACUAUUUAAAGUUAAGAUAAUGAAAAGUUAAAUAAUAGAAAAACUAUAAAAAAAACCUAGAGCGGUCCCGAGCCGAGAUCGAGAGCUCCAGCGAAAACAUGAGUUCCAUGAGAGUUGACAUCAACUGUCAUCGAAAUUUGAACCGGCUGAAACUGGAUGAGAAUUGAUGUGUUGAUGAGAGAUUGCCAGAACAGCCUGUUUCAUACAAGAGGAGUCAUCAGGUGGCUCAGAUCCUCUUGUAUGAAGAAAACCGUUAUAUCUGCUCAAUCUAAAUUAUAUCGAGCACUCUUUAGCAUUUCGUGCUAGAAACAUUCUUCUCGCAUGUGACUGAAAUGAAAUUAUAAUGAAACAACUAGAUAUUGCAGGAGACCUAGUCACAGAGCUGGCACAUACACAGCUAACCACACUGAACCAUCCUUGCUUUUUUCCUGACGUUAAUGUUCUCUUCUGUAGUUGUUUGUUAUGCCCGGGCGAGAUACGACUACGAGGCGAGAGACCCAAGAGAAAUAUCAAUUAAAGUAAGUUAGAGUUUAAUGUAAAAAGUUAAAUGACGACAGCUAUCUAGUAUACUAUCAUACAUAACCUUAUUAUUGUUGCGCGAAUUAAUUGGCACCUGAGUAUAGUGACCAAAUGCAUGGCAGAUAUUAAAUCUGAUGCUUGUGGUUAUUUAGAAAAACAGUCGAAUUUUAGUCAUCAACAAAGAUGGGGAAUGGUGGAAAGGCGAGAAUGAAGAGGGUCAGGUAUGUUUGUUUGUGUGUUUGUAGUAAAGGUUGUAUCUACCUAUCUGAAUCAAGUAUCUAGCCCAUGAACACCGCAGAUUUUCUCAAUGUACUGCGCUUUCCUCCUGUAGUAACACUGGAGCAACUGGGCCUCUAGGGAGAACAGUUUAGAACUGAUAGAGCUAUCCAGUAUAAAUAAAAUUAGUUUAGUUUAGGUUUCCUUCUGUAGUAACACUGGAUCAAUAAGAGAUGAUCCUUACUGGACCUCUAGGAAGAACAGUUUAGAACUGAUAGAGCUAUCCAGUAUAAAUAAAGUUAGUUUGGUUUAGGUUUCCUUCUGUAGUAACACUGGAUCAAUAAGAGAUGAUCCUUAUACUGGACCUCUAGGAAGAACAGUUUAGAACUGAUAGAGCUAUCCAGUAUAAAUAAAGUUAGUUUAGUUUAGGUUUCCUCCUGUAGUAACACUGGAUCAAUAAGAGAUGAUUCUUACUGGACCUCUAGGAAGAACAGUUUAGAACUGAUAGAACUAUCCAGUAUACAUAAAGCUAGUUUAAUUUAGGUUUCCUCCUGCUGCACUGGAUCUUACACUAGCUAAAAUUUUAUCCUUUUUUUACAGGUUGGAUUCUUUCCUUCAAAUUUCGUUCAAGCAACGAAUGGUGAUUUCCAUAUUAGUUAACCGCUGUUCAGAUGAAUCGUCGUUGCACAUGUGCAUUCACUAGCGCCAGUCCUCCGCCCAGUUACGCCUGUAGUAAGAUUGUACAGCGUUAAGUUUUAUUAGAACUCUGUUUUAUUAGAGCGAAUAUAAGGGCGAGAAUUCAAGGCGUGUUGGGCGUUUCAGAAAGAUAUAUUUUUAUGGCGAAUUUUUAGGCUUAGUCGGCGUAGAUGGUGGUGACCUCAAGAGCAAAAAAAACUUUAGGAGCAAAGCAAAUUAAACUACAUCUUUCGAUUUUAUUUAUUUGCCAACAAAUACAAGAUUACUCCAUCUAAUGAAAAGAAUGAACAUUAUUUUCUCGCUCUGAUAACUGCAGGUUGACCAUCAUCUACUCCACGAUAGUACUUUGUAAAACCUACAUUUAGAAGUUUUGUCAAACUGUAUAGAUUUUAGACUCAGUUAUAAUUUUUAUCGCGCGAAAAAUAAUGUACUUAUAUAUACAGUAUUUAUAACGAGUUAGCUAUGAGGCGAGUUAGUUCGUUUUUCUCCAAAUCAUUUAGACAGACACUAUGUAAUUACGUAAAUUCGCAAUUUCCUGGGGUGAAAAUAUGUUUGAUUAGAGUUUAUGUAGGAAAUGUAAUAUUAGGCCAUAUAAAAUAAAUUCCCUGAUUCUCAUCGCUAAAUUUUAAAAACUACCAGGACGCGGGAGGUUUAUAUUUUAUAUUUUAUGUCAAAAUAUAAAAAAAAAGUUUAAAAUUUAGAAAAUUGGAGAGGGAGGUCUUUUUAUAUUUGCCCUUAAAUAUAUUAUAGAAGAACGCUAUAUAAGUGGAUAAUUGCACAUGCGCUAAUGAACAUGCAUAAGGGUCCACACCACUGAUCUGAAAUUUCAGAUCAGUGGUCCACACAAAUCGUUGUAAUAAGGCUAUAAGCCCAUUUUUUCCUUCAUUAUUCCAAGCAUCCCUUAACAUGUUGCAAUAUUAACGAUAAAACAAUUUUAUAUCGCAAAAAUUCCAAUAUAAAAUAUAAAAAUAACUAAAUCUCUGAAGAUGCUCGGUCAGGCGGUAAAUUUAUAUUUUAUAACAAAAUACAAAAAUAUAUCAACGCGGAAACCAAAAUAUCGUCGGGCGGUGAUGAGAAUCAAGGAAUUUAUUUUAUAUGACCUUAUAGCAAUUUAAUUAGCGUGCAACGAAAUAGGUUUUGAGAAAUUGUAAAAGAGCUACGUUUGACAAAAUUAUCAAUUUAUACUAAAAAGAGGUCAUAUUCUUGUAUAGGAAAAAGGUCCUCUGCGCAUGUUCAGAAAUGUAGUUUUGUUGCAAUGUGGAAGCAAUUUUUAGAACUCGUGUAUAAAUACUACAGCCAAGAGAAUAUGAUAAUUUGUAUAUAGCACUUCGAUUAUAGUCGAUUUCUUACAAUAAAUGGUGGUAUGACAAUUAUUUAGAGGUGUUUUUAACUCAAUAUAAUAAACGUCGAGUGUAUAGUUGAUAACAUUUCGUGACUUCGCC